This is a messenger RNA of Aspergillus campestris IBT 28561, 4182 nucleotides long. Its product is annotated as dipeptidyl peptidase. NCBI's taxonomy places the organism in Eukaryota, Fungi, Ascomycota, Eurotiomycetes, Eurotiales, Aspergillaceae. Gene Ontology annotation, molecular function: dipeptidyl-peptidase activity. Gene Ontology annotation, cellular component: cytoplasm. The record is from RefSeq and is a predicted model, not a curated record. Bases 27 to 3845 code for a protein of 1272 amino acids. The transcript is spliced from 10 exons.
GGUUACUUUCCCCCAAGCAACCAGGAAUGCUGCCCAUACGAGGCGCUUUGAAACGCCUGCCGUCGGAACAUCGUUCCUUUUCCCUCCGCCGCCCCUCUCUACCCCUCCAUUACCAGCACGCCUAUUCUCGACGUCACUUUGAGCGAUUCUCUUCGUCCACCGUACCGAACAUCAACAAUUCCUCCAAGCUUUCUGCAGAGUCGCAUCUUUCAACUCCCGCUAAAUUCACGAUGGAUGCCAAUACUAAGCAGCACUAUCUCGCCGACUCUCCCCCCACGGUUGUGCGUCUGGAGGCGAAGCAUCACUUUGAUGGGUUGAAGGAUGAGAAGUUGAGGAAAUAUGCCCACUACAUGAGCAGGGCUGCUUUCGAAGGCACGCGUAUCACCCUUCGCCAGGUCUCCCCCGAGUCGGAGCCGAUCUACGACUUCAUCAUCUCUCUCCACAAAUCCUGCAAUGGCGAUUGGAGUGGUUUGGCCAAGAAAACCAACGUCAGCGAUGAGCACGUUCGGUUCUUCUUGGAGUACGCUACCCAGUUUCUCGGCAAUUGUGGGAAUUACAAGGGCUUCGGUGACACUAAGUUUAUCCCCCGGUUGCCGGUGGAAGCCCUGGAAGCUCUGGCGUCAGGAACUCCCGAGACGAAGGCCGCGUUCCAGAAGGCGAACAGCACGGGCGGCGGGUUUUUCGAGACUUCCCAGCAGGCGCUUAUGCACCUUGGGUACCCGGAAGAUGGCCAUAUGACUACCUAUUACCCUGGUUCUCCGUCGAUCACCAAGGACGAUAUCACGGCUAUCGGCGACUUGAUGGAGAAGAAGGGGCUUCCCCUCGAAAACACUAGGCUUAGGAAGAAUGCCUCUGGGGACUUUGAACUGUUAAUUGCCUCGGGUAUUUCCGCGCCCCCGGCUCGGGAACGGGACCUUGGCGCUGUCGAUACGCUGGAGCUGGAGGGUCAUUUGAAAGGGAAAAAGGUCCGCCUCGUGUUCGGUGACCACCAGGAGGAAAUGGCCAAGGUUGCGCACAGCAUCAAGCUGGCCGAGAUCAAUGCGGCGAAUGACAACCAGAAGCAGAUGCUGGAGGCCUACGCCAAGUCGUUCGGCGCUGGCUCCAUCGAGGCAUUCAAGGAGAGUCAGCGGGUCUGGGUCAAGGAUCAAAAACCGGUGUUGGAAUCAAACAUUGGAUUUGUCGAGACCUACCGGGAUCCUCACGGCGUCCGCGGAGAGUGGGAGGGCUUUGUCGCUUUGGUGAAUUUGGAGCGGACCCGGGCCUUUGGGAAGCUGGUGGACAGUGCCGAGAGCAUGAUUCCCAAGCUCCCCUGGGGGAUUGAUUUCGAAAAGGACAAGUUUCUCAGCCCGGACUUUACCUCGCUUGAAGUCUUGAGCUUCCAGUCAUCUGGCAUCCCUGCCGGUAUUAACCUACCGAACUAUGAUGAUAUCCGCCAGAAUCUCGGUUUCAAGAACGUCUCCCUUGGAAACGUGCUGAGUGCCAAGGCCCCCAACGAACCCAUCCCCUUCAUCGCUGAGAAGGAUCUCGAAGUGUAUCGACGAUGCCGCGAUCCCGCUUUCGAGGUGCAGGUGGGUAUUCACGAACUCCUUGGACAUGGAACAGGCAAGCUUCUCCAGGAGACCGCCCCGGGUGAAUACAACUUCGAUGUGCAGAACCCUCCUGUGAGCCCCGUCACGGGCAAACCCGUGAUUAGCUGGUACAAGCCGGGUCAAACAUGGAGCUCUGUGUUUGGUUCGAUUGCCUCAUCCUACGAAGAAUGCCGCGCCGAGUGUGUGGCCAUGGCUCUCAGCUGUGACUUUGAGAUCCUCAAGAUUUUCGGGUUUGGGGAUGGGAAGCAGGACCUCUCGAACGAGGCCGGCGAUGUUCUAUAUACGGGAUACUUGCAGAUGGCCCGCGCAGGCCUGGUCGCAUUGGAGUUCUGGGACCCUAAGACCGGAAAGUGGGGACAGGCUCACAUGCAGGCGCGGUACAGCAUUUUGCGGACGUUCCUCGAUGCUGGAGACGACUUUGUUAAGCUUGCUUACACCAAGGAGGAUCUGUCUGACCUCGAGAUCCAUCUCGAUCGGUCGAAGAUCCUCUCGCACGGCCGCCCCGCGGUGGAGAAGUACCUGCAAAAGCUGCAUGUCUAUAAGAGCACCGCGGAUGUUGAGGCCGGGAAGCAGCUCUACGACGAUAUCACCUCGGUCGACGACUGGUGGGGAACCAAGGUCCGGGAGAUCGUCCUCAAGAACAAGGUCCCUCGUAAGGUGUUUGUCCAGGCCAACACUGUCCUUAACGGAGACGAGGUGACUCUGAAGGAGUAUGAGCCGACACUUGAAGGCUUGAUCCAGAGCUAUGUCGAACGCGCUAGAAGAAACGAUCAGCGAGUUGAUUAUGGGAGCUCUCUCGUGAUCUCGGGCCACGUAGAUGCAUCUCUUGCAGUCAUUAGGAUGGUAGCGCGUGACCCCAGGAGUGGCGAGGGAAAUCACACCGGCUCUUUUUCCGAUCGAAUUAUUUCAAAUUUCGACGACACCUUGUCGUGGCAAUCAACUCCCCCUGGCUCGCCUACCACGGCGCGGCCGCCUCAUCACCUAGCGGACCCUAUUGCGGAGGAAGACGACGACUUCUACGCCGCGCCGCCACCCCACUCGCCAUCAUACUCUGAGGCGUCCUCUUCUCACUACUAUCCGCCCGGUCCUCCACCGUUCUCUUCACUGGACUUUGUCCCCGGAAUCGAACCCGAUCGCGCUAAACCUGCGGAAACCGAACCCUCGUCGGCUCCUAUCCCCCCACCCUUUGUUUCUCCAUCCCCAGAGGAGCCCCUAGAACCGGAUCCGUCGCCGUUGCCCUUGGUCGCAGAAACCAAGUCUGCGUUUACGCCGGAGCAGAAACCGGAUUCGCAAGGAAAGUCUACGGAAGACGGAGAGCCACCACCGCCAUACACCGAAGGAUCUAGUCCCAUUGAAUCAUUUACAUACGUGAUGGCGGCAGCAGGAGGCGCAUCGAGUAUCAUUACUCAGGUGCAGCAGGCAGGCGGGCCCCCUAUCAAUACGCUUGGUGAUAUCGGCGGGGAUGAACAUAUCACGCUGGAUCUCCGGGGUACCCGGUUUACGCUCUCUCGGGAUGAAUUGUUGACCUUGCCGGAAUUUGUCCUUCUAUCUCUUUUCCCGAACGGUCUACUCCCGGAUGGACAUAUGGGCACUUUCCAUGAAGGUGAUAUCUAUCCAGUCGAUUACGAUCCCGCGUCGCUUCAAUACAUGCUGGAUUUCUUCCGCUCGGUCGCCCAGUCUAUCCCCUCCUCGCCAUCUGCGUCGACGUCGCCCGACAUGGAUAUGUCCGAUUCCAUGCAAGGAUCGGCUAAAGAUAUGCUCCAGGAUCGUGCCGGCAUUAUCGUGUUACGCGAGGACCUUGAUUUCUAUGCGAUUCCGCCGCGUCAGGAUAUCGACCAUACGGAGAUGAUGGAGGUAAAGCGCGCGGCUGCCAAAGCAUUGCUGCAACAGGACGGGAUCUUUUCCGGUCUGAGGAAAAGCGAGGAGGCCGGCUCCACCGAACAACAUCUGAUUGAGAUGUUGACUGCAGGCGGAUUUGAUCGCGACGACCGGUGGGGCCAUCGGGCGCCCGAGCCUAGCAAGGCCGUCAUCUGUAGCUUGGCACUGGCCAAACUUCGAACCGAUAUCAAGGGCGACUUGUCCAAUAACAAUUCAGUCGGCAUGGCUCAAAAGCUCCUUCUUUUCUGGCGAAAGCCCGCCAGACGGUGCUGGUGGGAGGGGAUCGAAUUGGACAACGUGGAUGGGGUCGAUGGCCCUGUUAAGAUUUGGAUCCGCAGAGUAUGGACUCUGGAGAUGAGCGUCAUUGGGCUCCGAUAGCCCUUUAACGCGGGUUUUGUUUGUUUUUAAUCUGGACAGUUUUUCUCGUUCGUUCAUUGCUACACUGCAUCUUACUGAUUCUGGUUGCAUACUUGAUACAUACCAUCACUGCGGCUUUACUUUAUUUUUGUACUUCUUUUUUGCCACCUCGAUCUUUUCUUGCGAGUCAACGAUAUCCGUAUUGACAAUUGGGUGUUAUGUGCUUGAUUCUGUCUAUAAUCCCAUUAGCUGGCCGGUCCCCACGCAUUGAUCUUGUAUUUUUGAUUUUAUUACUUUCCUUAUUCUGUGUGCUUUCAUUUGUACCCUUCUAUUAUAUUCUAGAGAAGAUAAAACCAAC